This is a messenger RNA of Monomorium pharaonis (pharaoh ant), 1210 nucleotides long. It is a transcript of the gene Psf2, whose product is annotated as probable DNA replication complex GINS protein PSF2. Gene Ontology annotation, cellular component: nucleus; GINS complex. The transcript is spliced from 4 exons. Gene Ontology annotation, biological process: DNA replication; double-strand break repair via break-induced replication. The record is from RefSeq and is a predicted model, not a curated record. The coding region runs from base 514 to 1089 and encodes 191 amino acids. Lineage: Eukaryota; Metazoa; Arthropoda; Insecta; Hymenoptera; Formicidae.
AUUUUUGUGUUUUAAUUUCAUUCUUUAUUUUAAUUAUCUAUUUUUAGUUUUUAUUUUUAAAUGUUUGCGUUAAUAUUUUUUAAAAAACUAUUUACCAAAAUGGGUGUUACUGCAAAACCGUGUUUAUUAGUUAUGUGAGCGCAAAACUCCCGCGAACUUUUGCAAAAAUGCACAAAUGCACGCGUCACGCGAUUUGAAACGCAACAAGUGGCGGGGAAAACAUGGCGACGCGCUGUAUCGCGUUUUCCCGCCUUUUUCGACUUGUCAUGUUACGGAUCGCACGGGGAGCACGUUUGCGAACGGUGUGUCACAAGUCACAAGUGGCCGGCUGCAGACUCAAAACUCAGAAAGCGUGGUACUUUGUCCCUGGAGGGACAGUAAUCCAAAGGGCAAAAGAAGAAGAAGAAGAAGUUUGGCCGAGUCGGGAUCGCUUAGAAUGCGUCGAGAAGUGUCGAGACAUGGCACUGUAGAUACGCGAGGAACAGAAAAUCGAUUUAACACUUAAAAGGAAGCAUGGAUCCGAGCGAGGUCGAGUUCCUCGGUGAGAAACAGCUGGUCAGCAUAGUGCCGAACUUCAGCUGUGAUGUGAUCUACCUGAUCUCGGGUUCGGUGGGUCCGUUUCGCGCCGGGCUGCCCGUCAAGGUGCCAAUCUGGCUCGCCGUGUGCCUGAAGCAGAAGCAGAAGUGUCGUAUCGUCCGCCAAGAAUGGAUGGACGUCGAGAGCCUGAACGAGAGGAAAGAGAUGGAGAAAUUAUCCAAAUUGUUCACGGAAAUGCCAAGCAGUCACUACAUGGACGAGAGUCAGAUUUUGCUGAACGCUGCAAAUGAUGAUAUUCCUGACACUGAUGGAAUAAGGAUUGCUGUGAAGGAUAUAUGGGAUAUAAGAAUGUCCAAAUUGCGCACGUCCGUGGAUGCUUUUGUGAAGAGCGAGGGGAUGCACGCGAGACUGGAUCAUCUCACUGCGAUGGAGAUUAAUGGUAUACGUCCACUGUUACCACACGCAUUAGAUCAAAUGUUGCGGAUACAAUCUGCAAGACAUACGGGAGAACGAAGUUCUCAGAAUAGCAGCAGUGGAUAUAGCAGUUUGUAAGGAAAAUUUAUUAAAUUAUUUAUAUUAUUGCUAUUGUAAUAUAAGUUAAUAGAAAAAUAGGAAUAUUUUUAUAAUUUAAUUAUUAUACAAUACACAUAAAUCAAGAACUUUUCAUCUAAUA